Aspergillus bombycis is the source of this 1137-nucleotide messenger RNA. RefSeq names its product COP9 signalosome complex subunit 6. The coding region runs from base 1 to 1137 and encodes 378 amino acids. The transcript is spliced from 4 exons. The record is from RefSeq and is a predicted model, not a curated record. Gene Ontology annotation, cellular component: COP9 signalosome. Gene Ontology annotation, biological process: protein deneddylation. NCBI's taxonomy places the organism in Eukaryota, Fungi, Ascomycota, Eurotiomycetes, Eurotiales, Aspergillaceae. Gene Ontology annotation, molecular function: protein binding; metallopeptidase activity.
AUGACAGAACAAUUAAGUUCACUCGUAUCCCAAAAGUCAUCCGACUCGGGCCUCCAUAUUCAACUUCACCCUUUGAUCCUCCUCACAAUCUCGGACCACAUUACUAGACAUGCCGCAAGAUCGCAGCAAGGCCCAAUCCUCGGAGCUCUGCUCGGGCAACAAAACGGGCGCGAGAUAACACUAGAGCACGCUUUCGAAUGUAUUGUGGAAGAAGGUCCAAACGGCGAGCCCCAACUACCAAAUGAAUGGUUUAAUGAACGAGUCAAACAAUUCAAGGAUGUACUUAAAGUCCCCGCCCUUGAUAUUGUCGGAUGGUGGUCAACGGCUCCCCCAUCCGGUCCAGACGCAACUCAUCUCCCGAUUCAUCGCCAAAUCCUCCAAGAUUAUAACGAAUCCGCAGUAUUUCUCGCAUUCCACCCCUCUCAAGUGAAGGGCGCGUCAGCAAACGGCGGUAAACUACCAUUAACAGUCUACGAGAAUGGCGAGGAACAGUCGUUGAGCAUACGAUUCCGGGAACUUCCAUAUUUCGUCGAAACCGGGGAGGCCGAGAUGAUUGGUAUCGAUACUGUCGCUAGAACUGCGAGGAAUGCAGCCGUUGAAGGCCCGAGCGCACUCUCCGCAGCAAAAGAGGUGCUGAAGAAGAAAACCGACAACAAGGAACAGUCGGCAGAUACUGUGGUGCUCUCACCAGAGGAAGAAGAGCUGAUCGCCAGUCUCAACACCCGACUCAAUGCCAUCCGGACACUAGAAUCCCGAAUCUCGUUGAUAAAAUCAUACGUUGCUAGUAUAUCUCCAACAUCUAAAGGUGGUAACCAAGAUAAAACAACACCAUCCACGGCGACUCUAUCUCACCCGAUCCUCCGCAAUAUCAACUCCCUCCUCUCACACUUAUCCCUCCUCUCUCCUCAAGAGCAGAGUGCAUUCUCAGCUGAGGUCCUCGCUCAGAGCAACGAUGUUCAUCUAGUCGCACUGCUCGGCCAACUGAGCAGCAGCAUCAACAGCAUGCGCGAGCUAGGAAAGAGGACCGCUAUUCUAAACAAUGUAAGAAGAACUAAUGCGUCCCGAAAGACACAAAUGUCCCUGCAGAGCCGGUUCGAGGAAGAACUUUUCGCCCGUGAUGAUAUUGCCCACGGAUAA